Messenger RNA from Monopterus albus (swamp eel), 5341 nucleotides. It is a transcript of the gene hfm1, whose product is annotated as helicase for meiosis 1. Gene Ontology annotation, molecular function: ATP binding; nucleic acid binding. NCBI's taxonomy places the organism in Eukaryota, Metazoa, Chordata, Actinopteri, Synbranchiformes, Synbranchidae. The record is from RefSeq and is a predicted model, not a curated record. The transcript is spliced from 41 exons. Bases 279 to 4886 code for a protein of 1535 amino acids.
UUGUUCCUUGUCUCUUGUGUUUUCAGAAGAAACGCGUUGUUUGAGCGCCCAAUUUAAACAUGAAAUUAACUCCACAGUAAAUACCCGAAUCAUCUGUGGUAGGUGAUAAUUAAAUGAGGUUGCUCUGAUCUGAGUAGCGGUUAAACGUAACAUCUGGAGUAAAUAUAUUCUUUAUUACAGACAGAUGUCAUCAGCCAAGCUCCAUAGUGACUGAUUGACAUCACACCACAGUUCAGUUAUUUAAAUGUGUGUGCACUUGCUGUACAUGAUCUGAUGGGAUGUCGGAUUCCAGUGACUGUACCUUAUCCUUGGACAAUCUGUUUUUUGAGAAACCCAUCAUCCACAAAGUAAAGCCAUUGCACCAGGAGGCCAGUCCAUGGCAGCUGGAAGUGCCUCCGUCUUUUUCGCAGAUUCCAGCCACUCAGGAUAUGCAGGAGGAGGCAGAGUCUUUCUCCACUCUAUACAAUUUCUCACAGAAACCCAUUAAGUUCCUGCCUCCUUUUAAAGGAUCAUUGAUAAGUUUUAUCAAUGGUGAGAAAAAGAUUGAGGAGACUCAGGGUGGCUGCAAUAGCAUCAGCCAAUGUGAUGGCCUUUGGGAAGGUGAAGAGUUCAGGGAUUACUCUCAUGGUACCAGUCAGAGUGGAAGAGGUGGAGAUGAAACUCCACAGGUCUCUGGUCACGUGUCCAUGAGCAGGAGGUAUUCAUCUUUGGACUGCAGCAGAAGCCCACCUCUACGGAGAAGCCUCUUCAAGGCUCAGGUGUUGAACAGUGGAGGUGACUCGACAAACACAGAUGACCUUAGCAGCAGCAGCAAACAGACAGCAUCUAGACCCCAAACUUUUCUCAGUCAGGUUACCAUGGCGACAGCGCCUCUUCCUCUUAAGCCGCCACGGGCAACAGUUAGCCAGGCAACUCCUCCUAUCCCCCAACAGCCCCCCUUGCCACCCCCUCCACUGGGCUCAUCUGCAGCGAGUGGCCAACCCCCGCAGCAGGCGCCACACACAGAGAAGCAGGACAAGGGCACAAAGAGAGCCUUCGUUCCACCCAUGACACCUCAGCCUCUCCGCAUACAAGGUUCGUCUGGGUCUGAACUGUUGCGACCUGUUUCUGAAAUUCCAGCCAAGUUCAGAACGGUCUUCAGUGAGUUCCCCUUUUUCAACUGUGUUCAGUCCAAAGCAUUAGAUGAUGUUCUUUAUACGGGUAAGAAUUUUGUGGCAUGCGCACCUACUGGAUCAGGUAAAACUGUGUUGUUUGAGCUGGCCAUCAUUCGCCUGCUAAUGGAGACCUCAGAGCCCUGGAGAGAUGUCAAGGCAGUCUAUAUGGCCCCUAUCAAAGCUCUCUGCAGUCAGUGCUUUGAGAACUGGAAGAAGAAGUUUGGUCCUCUGGGCCUGAGCUGUAAGGAGCUGACUGGCGACACGGAGAUCGAUGACUUCUUUGAGAUUCAGGACUCGCAUAUUAUCCUGACCACACCGGAAAAAUGGGACAGCAUGACAAGAAAAUGGAAGGAUAACUGUCUGCUGCAGCUAGUUAGACUUUUCCUUAUCGAUGAGGUGCAUGUGGUGAAAGAUGCAACCCGUGGUGCCACUUUGGAAGUGGUGGUGAGCAGGAUGAAGGCAGUGCACGCCUACAGGACAGCACAGAAUCCAAAGGCAGGCCCCUCUAUGAGGUUUGUGGCUGUAUCCGCCACCAUACCCAACAUCUCUGAUAUUUCAGAGUGGCUGUCUAAUGACAGUGGUCCUGCCACAUGUCUGGAAAUGGAUGAGACUCACCGUCCAGUAAAGCUCAGGAAGGUAGUGCUGGGAUUCCCCUGCAGCUCAAACCAAACAGAGUUUAAGUUUGACUUGUCACUCAACUACAAGAUGGCCAACAUUAUACAGACUUAUUCUGACCAGAAGCCUGCUCUAGUGUUCUGCUCUACAAGGAAAGGAGCCCAGCAAUCAGCUGCAGUUCUUGCCAAGGAUGCUAGGUUCAUCAUGAGCAUAGAACACAAGCAAAGGUUGAUAAAAUAUGCUAAUUCUAUUCUGGAUUCAAAACUGAGAGAUCUGGUGAUGUUAGGAGUUGGUUACCACCAUGCAGGAGUUGACUUGUCUGAUAGGAAGUUGAUAGAGGAGGCCUUCACUCUAGGAGACCUGCCUGUCCUUUUCACUACUAGGACUUUGGCCAUGGGGGUGAAUCUGCCAGCUCAUUUGGUGGUGAUCAAGUCCACCAUGCAGUAUGUAGCAGGCUCCUGUGAAGAGUACGGUGAGGCUGACCUGCUGCAGAUGAUAGGUCGAGCUGGAAGACCGCAGUUUGACACAUCAGCAACUGCAGUGAUCAUGACCAAGAUCCAAACCAAAGACAAGUACAUGAAACUUAUGAAUGGGAUGGAAAUCAUUGAGAGCAGCUUACACAGCCAUCUGGUGGAACACCUGAAUGCUGAGAUUGUUCUCCAAACCAUCAGCAAUGUCAACAUGGCUCUGGACUGGAUACGCUCCACCUUCCUCUACAUCAGAGCCCUCAAAAACCCCAAACACUAUGGUUUCUCUGCCGACUUAGACAGAUAUGGAAUCGAAGCUAAAUUGCAAGAACUGUGUCUGAAGAACCUCAACUCUCUGUCUUCCAUUGGCCUGAUCGACAUGGAUGAGGACAUUAACAUCAAACCAACAGAGGCUGGCAGGUUGAUGGCGAGGUACUGUGUCGCUUUUGACACCAUGAAACAGUUCAGCAAAGUCGCUGGCACUGAGAACCUCUCUGAUCUGACUGAGCUGCUGUCAAAGAGCAUAGAGUUCAGCGACAUUCAAUUGAGAAUGAAUGAGAAGAGGUCCUUGAACACUUUGAACAAGGACAAGAACAGGAUCACCAUCAGGUUUCCCAUAGAAGGAAGGGUCAAAACCAGUGAGAUGAAAGUCAACUGCUUGAUUCAGGCUCAGUUGGGGUCCAUCUCUAUUCAAGAGUUUGGACUUAUACAAGACACAGCAAAGAUCUUCAGGAACGGCAUGCGCAUCAGCAGGUGUCUGUCAGAGUUUCUUAGUCAGCGAUCCAAGACAGGUUUCUCUGCUCUGCUCAACUCCCUGAUCCUGGCAAAGUGCUUCAGAGCAAAGCUUUGGGAGAACUCACCCUAUGUUUCCAAACAGCUGGAGAAGAUAGGCCAGACCCUGUCAACUGCCAUGGUGAACGCUGGACUCACCACUUUCAGCAAAAUAGAACAAACCAAUGCCAGAGAGCUUGAGCUGAUUCUCAACAGACAUCCACCUUUUGGAAACCAAAUCAGAGAAUCUGUCAUUCACCUCCCGAAGUAUGAUGUUACUUUGGAGCAGCUUCCGAGGUAUAGCUGUGCUACUGCGGAGAUCAUGGUAAAGGUGCAGCUAAAAAACCAAGCCCAGCUGCUGUCCAGGAGAACAGCUCCAGACAACCACUACAUCUCUCUGAUCAUCGGAGACUCUGACAACAAUGUGGUGUUCUUGCAGAAACUCACGGACUUGGUGCUGUUGAAAUGUGGUAGCUGGUCGAAGAAAAUUGAGGUGGCAAAGCCCUUGAAGGGAGAGGUGAUCAGUGUGAAUCUCAUCAGCUCACACUAUGUGGGCUUUGACAUCCAGCAGAAGUUCAAUGUGUACUACUCUGGGGCCAGGAGGUUUGAUACUGAUAAUUCAUACAACACAACAUAUAAUCCUACUGGACAGAGACCCUGGCACUCUGCAUUGAAACCACAGUCUACAGAUCAGGCUUCACCUCAGAGAGAAAAUGUCCCACCUGCUACAAACCAUGAUUUAGGCAGUAAAAGACAGUGCAACCAUUUCUGCAAGAACAAGGAACGCUGUGGCCACGACUGCUGUAAAGUAGGUGUAACUGUAGCACGGAAGAGGUCAGCAAAUCAAGAAUCCAGUUUCUCUUCCUAUUUGAACGACCUGAGGAGCAGGUGUGACACACUCACACAGACUCCUGUCAAACGACUCAAGAUAAAAAUGAGUGAGGAGUCUGUGACUGUCAACAUGCAGGAGUUUGCCUACAAACCCAAAGAGAGGCUACCUACUGUUUCCUGGUGUGGGGCAAAUCAUUAUGAAGCUUCAGUGAGACAUCAAACUGAAACUGUGGAUCUGACAGGCGAGGACUGUGCUCAGCUGUCAGACAUAGUUCAUCUGGACGACUUUGAGAGUGAUUAUAAUGACUAUGUUGAGGACAAGCAAAGGAGGGUGGAGGAACCUGUCCAAACAUCCGCUGCCACUCCUGAUCAACGUCAACAAAGUUCCUCAGUCUGGAUGGAUCCAAGAUUUAGUCAGAGCCCUAAACAGCAUCUAAAUGAGAAUGAUACAACCAACUCAGCGUACUCUAAGAGGUCCACUGUGGCAUCAAACCAGGGCGCUCACUGUGAAAUUGCUCCAUCUUCACAAAUACCAACAGUCAGCUUUGACCUUGGAAAUGACUGGGAUGAUUGGGAUGACUUUGAUGAUGAUGAAAAGUUGGUGCAUGCCAGCGACACAUCGUUUGCCACGUGUAUAGCUAAUGCUAAACCUCAAAUUCAGCAGUCUCUUCAGUGUAACACCCCAGGCUUGGCUGCUACAGCAGCACCAGUACUCCUCGGCCUCUCACAAGUCAAACCGUUAAUGACCACUGCCAGGACACCUUUGAGUCCUGAAAUCAGAAAUGCCAGACUCUCGCUGGCCACAGUCAGAACACAGAACAGAAUCACACUUGACUGGAAUAAAAAGAAACCUAACAUCUUAAGUGAGGAGAUCACAGUAAAAGCACCAGAAAAUCUCCCGACACAGACUCAUGUGGCCCCAGCGACCACAAGGUUUGAUUUUUUCUCAGUGAUAAGCGGCACAAGUAAUGGCAGCUCAUGUGUCAACACCAGCAACAACAGCAAAGAGGAGGAAGCUUUCCUUGGGAUAUUUGAUGGUAUAUUUUAGAAGUAGUGCCUGUCUAACUUACAUUAAUAUGCCAUUAAUGUAAUGAAUUUGCUUUAUGCUUGUGUUCAUGUUACUUUAAUCUAUGAACAUUACAUCUGGAGUUGUAGGCUGUUUUAAAGUCAUAUUGUCAUACAGGACAUUCAUAUUGUUCAUAAAACUGUUUGUUUCUAACAUUUGUUCUAGUUGUUAGUAUUUAAGUAAUAAAGCUUGUCUUCAUUGGAUGAUACCGCAUAGUCUUAAGAAAUAACUUGUCAACCUGUAAAUGUUUCUAGCAAAGAGUUAACAAAACUGCUGAGAGCAGUUUUUACUGAGCAGUAGAGCUCAGAGGAGGGACAAAGUUGACCUGACUGCUACAUGGCAUCAUGUUUUUUGAUUAAUAGUGAUUGGUUGACACAUCAUAUUCUUAUUCAUCAAUAUGUAGGAGCAUUAAAAGGACUGAAUUAUAAUGUAUUAAA